Messenger RNA from Cladophialophora yegresii CBS 114405, 1329 nucleotides. RefSeq lists its product as uncharacterized. Lineage: Eukaryota; Fungi; Ascomycota; Eurotiomycetes; Chaetothyriales; Herpotrichiellaceae. Bases 1 to 1329 code for a protein of 442 amino acids. The record is from RefSeq and is a predicted model, not a curated record. Gene Ontology annotation, molecular function: flavin adenine dinucleotide binding; oxidoreductase activity, acting on the CH-CH group of donors. The transcript is spliced from 3 exons.
AUGUCGUCGUCGAAUAUCGUCCCUUUUUCUGAGCCGCCUUGGUUGGCAGGCUUUCCUUCCCCCUACUACAAAGAAACGCACAAGCGGUUUCAGAAAGCAUGUCGAGCCUUUAUCGAAGAACACCUAAUGCCCUAUGCUAUGGAGUGGGAGCGCGAGGAAACCGUCCCGGACCAUCUCUUUGAGACGUUUAAAAAACACAACAUGUUGAUCCCUAACCUCCCUGCGCCUCUGCCCGUGGAAUGGCUGAAAAGAGUGGGCAUCAACGAUAUCUUGGGGACGCCCGUGGAGGAAUGGGACUAUUUGCACACUGGAAUAUACCUGGACGAAAUGGCCAGACCUGGUGUCACUGGCCCAGGCGGUUCCAUGACUGCCGGCCACUCAUUUGGCAUUCCUCCCAUCAUCAAAUUCGGCAACAAGGCGCUGCACGAGAAAUUCCUUCCGGAGCUUCUGCCGGGGAAGAAACGAUGCUGUAUUGCCAUUACGGAGCCCAGCGCUGGUAGUGACGUCGCCAACAUCGCAACAACGGCAGUGAAGACACCAGAUGGAAAGCACUACAUCAUCAACGGGCAAAAGAAAUGGAUCACCAAUGCUUUCUGGUCCGAUUAUGCGGCCAUGGCUGUCCGCACGGGUGGUCCUGGAGCUGCGGGUCUGAGCAUGAUUGUCUGCCCGUUGAAAGGGUACCCCGGCGUGAACAUGCGCCGACUCAAGGUUGCCGGACAAGUCAGCGCAGGGACAACUUACAUCGAGCUCGACGACGUGAAGGUGCCCGCUGAGAACCUCAUCGGCGAGGAGGGUAUGGGAAUGCGCUACGUCAUGACCAAUUUCAACCACGAGCGGUUGCUCAUCGCUGUUGGGGUGACGCGACAAGCACGCGUCGCUCUUUCCGCGGCGUUUGAGUAUGUCAUGAAACGCGAGGCAUUUGGGAAGGCGUUGAUCGAGCAGCCGGUGGUCCGUCAUCGGCUGGCCAAGGCAGGCGCAGAGCUGGAGUCGCUGCAGGCCUGGGUCGAGCAAUUCGUGUAUCAGAUGACUCAGCUCACCAAGGCAGAAGCAGACGUCAAGCUUGGUGGGUUGACAGCGCUCGCCAAGGCCAAGGCCGGGAUGGUCUUGAAUGAAUGUGCUCAGACCGCAGUGCUGCUGUUCGGCGGUAACGGAUACACGCGAACAGGACAGGGCGAGAUCGCGGAACGGAUGUAUAGAGAGGUCCCCGGCGCCCGGAUACCUGGUGGCAGCGAAGAUGUGAUGCUUGAUCUGGCCAUCCGGCAGCUGGUCAAGAACUAUCGCAAUGCUACCAAGACGUUGGAGCGGCCGAGAGGGAGUAGCAAGAUAUAG